Setaria italica (foxtail millet) is the source of this 756-nucleotide messenger RNA. RefSeq lists its product as uncharacterized. The transcript has a single exon. The record is from RefSeq and is a predicted model, not a curated record. The coding region runs from base 93 to 569 and encodes 158 amino acids. NCBI's taxonomy places the organism in Eukaryota, Viridiplantae, Streptophyta, Magnoliopsida, Poales, Poaceae.
AUCUCCCACGGCCGGAUUCUCCGGCUCCCCUGAUCCCAUCCCAUCCCCUCCAAACGUGUUCACCGAUCCCGACGAAGCGAACAGAGAGAGACAUGCAGCCCGUGUCGCGCUUGGCCCCCGCGCGGCCGCACGCGCGCGUGGGGACGACGACGUCGAAGUGCCAGGCCCGUGCCGCGGCCACGACGAGCCGCGGCUGCGCCUGGCCCUGCAGGCGCGUGGCUCCCGCGCCGCGCCUGCGCGCCCGCGCGACGUCGUGCGGAGGCCGGGGCACGACGGAGCCCGUCGAGGCGCGGGAGGACAACGCGGAGCCGGCGGCGGUCGAUGAGGCGGAGGCUGGGCUGGCGCCGGAGGAGCUGGAGGUGCUGGAGGAGGCGGCCAUCGCGGGGGUGGACGAGGGGCGGCGGCCCACGGACUACGACCGCCGCGCGCACAUCUUCGAGGAGAGCUCGCGGGUAUUCCGGGAGCUCAAGCACCAACGGGACGGCGACGGCGGAGGCGGACACGGUGGUGUGGCCGAUGCUGCCACGGCGGCUGGAACAGGAACGCGCGAACAUCAGCAGCUUGGGUGAAGCACCGUAGUAACGCUACUACGGUAGCGAACUUGUACGGUUGGAGUGAUCAAUCGUGUACGCUAUGCUCACCGUUCAGACAGCGUUAGCGAGAACGGAGAAACGAAUACGAGUGUACGACUCGAACUAAUUGCGCUGCAAUGUAAAUGUUCAGAUGGCUUGACUGAGGCGAACGAAAGCUUGUGCA